This is a messenger RNA of Cinclus cinclus, 1544 nucleotides long. It is a transcript of the gene MAFA, whose product is annotated as MAF bZIP transcription factor A. The record is from RefSeq and is a predicted model, not a curated record. The transcript has a single exon. Lineage: Eukaryota; Metazoa; Chordata; Aves; Passeriformes; Cinclidae. Bases 1 to 867 code for a protein of 288 amino acids. Gene Ontology annotation, biological process: regulation of transcription by RNA polymerase II; retinal rod cell development. Gene Ontology annotation, molecular function: DNA-binding transcription factor activity, RNA polymerase II-specific; RNA polymerase II cis-regulatory region sequence-specific DNA binding. Gene Ontology annotation, cellular component: nucleus.
AUGGCCUCGGAGCUGGCCAUGAGCGCGGAGCUGCCCACGAGCCCCCUCGCCAUCGAGUACGUGAACGAUUUCGACCUGAUGAAGUUCGAGGUGAAGAAGGAGCCGGCGGAGGCGGAGCGGCUGUGCCACCGUCUGCCCGCCGGGUCCCUGUCGUCCACCCCGCUCAGCACGCCCUGCUCCUCCGUGCCUUCCUCGCCCAGCUUCUGCGCUCCCAGCCCCGGUGGGCAACCGGCCCCCGGUCCCCCGGCUACCGCCGCCGCUUCCCUGGGCUCCAAACAGCAGCUGGAGGAGCUGUACUGGAUGUCGGGCUAUCAGCAUCACCUCAACCCCGAAGCUCUCAACCUGACGCCGGAGGACGCGGUGGAGGCGUUGAUCGGUGCCCCUCACCAUCAUCAUCACCACCACCAAGGGUACGAGCCCUUCCGACCUCAACCCUUCGGGGGUGAGGAGCUGCCGCCGGCCGCCCAUCACCAUCCCGGCCAUCACCAUCAUCAUCAUCACCACCUACGCCUGGAGGACCGGUUCUCCGACGAUCAGCUGGUGAGUAUGUCCGUGCGGGAGCUGAACCGGCAGCUGCGGGGCUUCAGCAAGGAGGAGGUGAUCCGCCUCAAGCAGAAGAGGAGGACCUUGAAGAACCGGGGCUACGCUCAAUCCUGCCGCUACAAGCGGGUCCAGCAGCGGCACAUCUUGGAGAACGAGAAAUGCCAACUGCAGAGCCAGGUGGAACAACUCAAGCAGGAGGUGACCCGCUUGGCCAAGGAAAGGGAUCUGUACAAAGAAAAAUACGAGAAGUUGGCCGGCCGGGGCUUCCCGAGGGAGCCCUCCCCAUCCGCCGCCCCGAAAGCCACCGCUGACUUCUUCAUGUGAGCCGGGCUGGUGGGAUGGGGUGGGAUCCCCUUUUUUGGCUUUUUCCUCAUGCGGGCUGAGCAAACCCGCCGCUUAUAUUUGAAAAAAAAAAAAAAAAAAGAAAAGAAAAAAGAAAAUAAAUAUUAUGAAAUCCCCUCUGAAAUUUUGGGAAGGGGAAGUUGAACUCCCUCCCUCCCACCACGCACCCACCCAUCGGGACCCGGGGUGGGGAGUGGGGGGCAGCCCUGCAUGCGGGACGUGUACGGCCACCCGCCCCCCUUCCCGGGAGCAUCAGCGCCAUCCAGGUGGCUUCUCCUCACCUUUUCCUGCGGGUUUUCCCCUCCAUUGGGAUUUUUAUUCUUCGAGGGAUCCCCACGGAUCGGCCGGGGGGGUCCCCGGCAGCGCUGCGCCCUGCCCGGCCCCUCUGCUCACCCCCCUAUUCCCGGCCGGCAAACCUGAGCCACAUUUAACUUAUUCACCCUUGUAAAUAUGUAGAAAAAUAGUUCGUUUUUGCCUUUUUUUUUUUUUUCCUUUUUUCUUUUUUUCCUUGAGCCUAUAUUUUGCUUGGUGAUUUACGAGAAAAUGAAAACGAACAAAAAAGAGAAAAAAAAACAACAAAAAAAACCCUAAAAUACUUUAGAAAAGAGAAAAAAAAUACACGAGUCUUAAAAGUUUGUAUGUAAUAGCAUGCAAAUAAU